Molecule: messenger RNA, 1131 nt
Organism: Eremothecium cymbalariae DBVPG#7215
Lineage: Eukaryota; Fungi; Ascomycota; Saccharomycetes; Saccharomycetales; Saccharomycetaceae
Gene: ISC10
Product: Isc10p
Exons: 1
Coding region: 1-1131 (376 amino acids)
Source: RefSeq, a predicted model, not a curated record
AUGGCUACAAAUGUGGAUGAAAACUACCACCAAACAUGGGGGAUCCCAUCUGUACUAAGUCUAAAAAGCAAGAACUUGAACUCUCCGACGAUUAAUCCAUUGAAUAACGGUGCACUUUCACAACAGAAGCAGCCAUAUAAAGGGCUAUCUAAGAGGCCAUCUAAGAGACAAGCGAAGGGACUUACUAAGGUACCAAUCAAGAGCCCAAUCUUGGCUACAAUCAAGGAGCCGAUGACAAAGGGUCCUGCAAAGCCUCCUGCAAAGCUUCCUGCCAAGCCUCCUGCAAAGCUUCCUGCCAAGCCUCCUGCAAAGCUUCCUGCCAAGCCUCCUUCAAUUCUUUUAUCUCAUAAACCUAAAGUUGAGCUAAAAUUUCCGGUGCCUUUUGUAAAUGAUCUUAAAAAAGUUGUUUUAGAUGAGCAGACAGAAGAUCUUGUUAGGUAUCUCAGAAAACCAGAUCCGUUAGUAACGCGAAAUCGCGAAAGAAGUGCAUCCAAUUUCACUUUGUUGACGCCAAUCAGCUCAAUAUAUUUUCCCGAGUCACCGAGUGUUUUACUGGAUAGAAUUGAUAAAACGUUAUUUGAAGGAUCCUCUAUGUUGGAGCCGCGGUUGGUCAAGAGUUUUAAAAAAUAUAACGCACCAAAAUUACUACCUGAUGAUGCCCCUUUGAAUUUGGCUGUGUUAGGAAAGCCCUUGCCCGGAUAUGAUAUUGGGCCAUUGUAUGAGAAUAAAUAUUCUUCUAGUCCUAUAGAUGCAGAAGAUGAUUGUGAGAAAAAGUGCCUUGCAAUAUUGUAUUCAGAGUUGAACAAAGGUGAGUUACCUCCAUUCAAGAAAGAGUUGGAGUUGAAUGAAAAGGCAGAAAUGGUUCACUGGUAUGACUAUGCGUUGUACAAAUUAUUUGGUAUUGACAGAUAUGGAUACUUUACUUUAAAGGCAGAAAAGGAUUGGUAUCAACUACAUCCAUGGGGUUUGUUGGAUCAGGACUCGGAUGAAUAUAGUGACGAUUUUGGAGACAUUAAUGAGAGUGUAACAAGUGAGGUAGAUGCGUUCGAACCUGGUGAUGAAAUAUUUCACGGCUUCUUACAUAGAUCUGAUUCAGGUUCUGUAAUGUCACUAGAUCGUUAUUUGAGUUAA